Molecule: messenger RNA, 1017 nt
Organism: Penicillium pulvis
Lineage: Eukaryota; Fungi; Ascomycota; Eurotiomycetes; Eurotiales; Aspergillaceae
Product: amidohydrolase family protein
Exons: 2
Coding region: 1-1017 (338 amino acids)
Biological process (GO): secondary metabolic process
Cellular component (GO): cytoplasm; cytosol
Molecular function (GO): hydrolase activity; carboxy-lyase activity
Source: RefSeq, a predicted model, not a curated record
AUGCUGGGAAAGAUUGCCCUAGAAGAAGCUUUCGCGCUUCCCCGUUUCAAGGAGAAGACAAGAUGGUGGGCUGGCAUGUUCGCCACUGAUGUUGAUAAGCAUACUGCCGAAAUCAACGACGUGGAUUCCAUUCGGUUGAAUUUCGCGGAGAAGCACGGCGUCGGUCUUCAGAUUCUCUCAUACACCGCGCCAGGUGUACAGGAUAUCUGGGAUGCCAAGGAUGCACAGGCACUCGCUGUUGAGAUCAACGACUACAUCGCCGAGAAGGUGCAAGCGCACCCAGACCGAUUUGCUGCUUUUGCAACCCUCUCCAUGCACGACCCCCAAGAAGCAGCUGCAGAGCUCCGCCGCUGUGUAACAAAAUACGGUUUCCUCGGUGCCCUCGUCAAUGAUACCCAGCGCGCAGGACCGGAUGGCGAUGACAUGAUCUUCUACGAUAAUGAGAAAUGGGAUAUCUUCUGGCAAACAUGUACCGAGCUCGACGUGCCGCUUUACCUCCACCCCCGCAACCCUACCGGCACAAUCUACGAGAAGCUCUGGGCAGAUAGGAAGUGGCUCGUUGGACCUCCUCUAUCCUUCGCGCAAGGCGUGAGUCUCCACGCGCUGGGUAUGGUCACGAACGGAGUAUUCGACCGCCACCCCAAGCUGCAGGUUAUCCUUGGACAUCUCGGUGAACACAUCCCAUUCGAUAUGUGGAGAAUUAACCACUGGUUUGAGGAUCGCAAGAAGUUGCUCGGAUUGCAGGAGACGUGUAAGAAGACUAUUCGGGAGUACUUUGCACAAAAUCUGUGGAUCACUACCUCUGGACAUUUCUCCACCCCUACACUGCAUUUCUGUAUGGCUGAGGUUGGGGCUGAUCGAAUUUUGUUCUCGAUUGAUUAUCCGUUUGAGACCUUUGAGGAUGCUUGCGACUGGUUUGACAAGGCUGAGUUGUCGGAGCCAGAUCGGUUGAAGAUUGGAAGGGAGAAUGCUAAGAAGCUAUUCAAGCUGGGUGACUAUAAGGAUAGCAAUGCCUGA